UUUUUCUUUUUUUUUUUGCGCUUCAUCGAAAUCUGCUAUCCGUUUCUUUUGUUAUCAUUAUUAUUUUUUAUAAAGUCAUAAUAUUUUUAUACUGUGCAUGGUUGUGCUUUCUACCCAACGUACCAAGUUUCUCCCCAUCGUGUGAUUUCUAUUAAACUGACCAAGGAGAACUUCUUGCUCUGGAAGGCUCAGAGGAAACCCUACCAUUCUCAAUUUGUUACUGCUACUGCUUCUGACGGCUCCAUCACCUCUUCCUAAUUCUGACUUUUCUCUUUAGAGUAAUAUGGAAACACAGAGUGCAUAUAUGGUUUUCCUCCUUUAUAAUCUUCAGGAGUUAGAGGCGUGUAUUGAUGAUAAUACUUGUAAAGAUUACACAGGACAACAAGGACUCACUCUCAGAUAGAGUUCGUGAUUCAGUCAACCCGAGGUCAAUCAGAUUUAGAUCAUUAUUCUCAAUGUUGUGUUAUAUGGUCCGUCGAAUCUUAGUUAUUCGAUGAAAAUGAAAUGAAGGGUUUGGUUGGAUUGUUAUAUUUAAUGGGAAAAGGGAAAUGUGUUUAAUGAUUGACAUGUUUGGUUACCGAGAAAAUGUUUCAAAAGAAAGGCGAUGGAAAUAAGAACUCAAAUUUCUUCUUGUUUUUAUUGCAAGAAGCGAGAGAUACAGAGAAGAAAAAGAGUCUCUUUUUCUGUCUUUUACUCUCCUCUCAUCUGACAAACAGACUAUUAUGAGGAAAAUAUUCCAGUCAAAUUUCUUGGAGGAGUGAAAGGCGGAUGGAGAACUUCAAAGCUCCUUUCAGAGGAAUUGCAAAUGAUGUCAGAGGAAGAGCACGGUGUUAUAAGCAAGAUUGGAUUGGAGGACUUCGUGCAGGAAAUGGGAUACUAGCCCCAACUACCUAUAUCUUCUUUGCUUCUGCUCUUCCGGUGAUUGCCUUUGGCGAGCAACUAAGCAGAGAUACUGAUGGAAGCUUGAGCACCGUGGAAACUUUAGCUUCUACUGCUAUUUGCGGUAUAAUACACGCAAUUUUUGGAGGACAACCUCUUCUAAUAUUGGGAGUUGCAGAACCAACUGUUAUUAUGUACACCUAUUUGUACAACUUUGCCAAAGGGAGGGAUGAUUUGGGACGCGAACUCUUCUUGGCUUGGGCUGGAUGGGUUUGUGUUUGGACAGCUCUCUUGCUGUUUCUUCUUGCAAUAUUCAAUGCCUGCACUGUCAUCAGUAGGUUUACGAGGAUUGCAGGCGAGCUUUUUGGCAUGUUGAUUGCUAUUCUCUUUAUUCAAGAGGCCAUCAAGGGUAUGAUUGGUGAGUUUGAAAUUCCCAAAGCUGGGGAUCCAAAGUCAGAGAAGUAUCAAUUUCCAUGGAUUUACACAAAUGGAUUACUGGGGAUCAUAUUUACUUUUGGUCUACUCUACACUGCCCUAAAGAGCAGAAAGGCGAGGUCAUGGUGGUAUGGCACAGGGUGGUUUAGAAGUUUUGUGGCAGACUAUGGGGUUCCUUUAAUGGUUGUAGUGUGGACGGCACUGUCAUUCAGUGUACCAAGCAAAGUUCCAUCUGGUGUUCCGAGAAGGCUCUACAGCCCUCUUGCCUGGGAAUCUGCAUCUUUACACCAUUGGUCUGUAGUACAGGACAUGGGCAAGGUUUCUCCAGCAUACAUCUUUGCAGCUUUUAUUCCUGCUGUGAUGAUUGCGGGGCUUUACUUUUUCGACCACAGUGUUGCUUCACAGAUGGCACAACAAAAGGAGUUCAAUCUUAAGAACCCUUCUGCUUAUCAUUACGAUAUCUUAUUGCUGGGAUUUAUGACUCUGCUUUGUGGAUUGAUGGGGCUACCUCCUUCAAAUGGCGUCCUGCCGCAGUCCCCCAUGCACACCAAGAGCCUUGCCGUUCUCAAAAGGCAGUUGAUGCGAAGGAAGAUGGUGGAAAGUGCCAAGGAAAGCAUAAAGCAGAAAGCUAGCAACUCUGAAAUCUAUGGCAAGAUGCAAGCUGUGUUCAUAGAAAUGGAUGGCACUGCAGCAUCUACUUUAGUGGUUAAAGAGCUGGAAGACUUGAAGGAAGCAGUAAUGAAAGGUGAAAAUAGCAGUGAAAGUGCAAAGGGAUCAUUUGAACCUGAGAAGCACAUUGAUGCAUACCUGCCUGUCCGAGUUAAUGAGCAGAGAGUGAGCAAUCUCUUACAGUCACUCCUUGUGGCAGCAUCAGUUGGUGCUAUGCCUCUAAUAAAGAAGAUUCCAACUUCAGUGCUUUGGGGAUAUUUUGCUUACAUGGCCAUUGACAGUCUUCCUGGGAACCAGUUUUGGGAAAGGAUUUCAUUUCUCUUCAUAACGCCUGGCCGGCGUUACAAGGUCUUGGAAGGGGUUCAUGCAUCAUUUGUGGAGUCAGUACCAUUUAAGUACAUGGCCAUAUUUACGAUCUUCCAGAUUAUAUAUUUCCUGGUCUGUUUUGGUAUAACAUGGAUUCCUAUUGCUGGAAUCUUGUUCCCCUUGCCAUUCUUCGUUCUUUUAAGCAUAAGACAGCAUAUUCUUCCCAAGCUGUUUCAACCACAUCAUUUGCGGGAACUGGAUGCAGCUGAAUAUGAGGAAGUCACUGGUGCCCCAAGAGUUUCCAUCAGCCUAUCGUUUAAUGAAAGGGAAGCACAGCAUCUUGGAAAUGGGGAUAGUGGAGUGGAAAUUUGUGAUGCUGAGAUAUUAGAUGAACUGACAACAAGCAGGGGGGAAUUGAAGGUUAGAAAUUUUAGCUUCAGGGAAGAGAAAUGUGACCAGGUUCAUCCAGGGGAUUACAGUUGAGUGAAAGAUGAGUUCGAUUGCCAUCGAAAUGGGAAAGCCUGAUAAUGAAGAAGAUGAUACUU
This is a messenger RNA of Juglans microcarpa x Juglans regia, 2834 nucleotides long. RefSeq names its product boron transporter 4-like. NCBI's taxonomy places the organism in Eukaryota, Viridiplantae, Streptophyta, Magnoliopsida, Fagales, Juglandaceae. The transcript is spliced from 15 exons. The record is from RefSeq and is a predicted model, not a curated record. Gene Ontology annotation, molecular function: solute:inorganic anion antiporter activity. Gene Ontology annotation, cellular component: plasma membrane. Bases 769 to 2772 code for a protein of 667 amino acids. Gene Ontology annotation, biological process: monoatomic anion transport; transmembrane transport; monoatomic ion homeostasis.